Molecule: messenger RNA, 929 nt
Organism: Callorhinchus milii (elephant shark)
Lineage: Eukaryota; Metazoa; Chordata; Chondrichthyes; Chimaeriformes; Callorhinchidae
Exons: 5
Coding region: 98-841 (247 amino acids)
Source: RefSeq, a predicted model, not a curated record
GGGCGAGGUUAUUGCUGUGGAUGCAUAUAAAGUGACUGUGCGCCAGUCACUACACACCGUACACCGUUCCCAUCAGAAACGCCAGUCGUCGCUCAACAUGGCGGAAAAGUUGGACAAGCUCAGGAAAAUAAUGUGGAAAUAUGUUCCUGGGAAUUCAUUGUUCACUCGACAUAAGAAUAUUCCGAAGAAGCUGCAAAUCCAGCUGAUUGGUUUUAUCGGCCACGGGAAAUCUUCUCUCAUCAACUCGUGUCUGUGCGCCUGGAAGAAUGAGGAGUUUAGGGACCGAGCAGGGGCCAGCAGUGGGUUACAGACUGUUACCACCAGACGAGAUGUGUACACAAUGACAGGAAGCAUCUCAAUGGUGGACAGCGCUGGGGCACCCCUCAUGGAUAGAAAAGCAGUGUCUGAAAUUAAACUGCAAACAGGUGGGUACCGUAAGCCUGGAGAGGAGGUGAUCUGGGACAAGGGAUUUUGGUCUUUUGUGAAGGAUUGCUUUGUGUGGAGUGACGCAGAUGUAUUGCUUGUGCCAGUCAUUGUAUUUAAAGCAUCUUGUGGCUUAGCCCCGGCUGUCAUGACAGACCUGAUCACAGAGCUGGACAACGCCUCAGGCAUUGCUCCACUGGUGGUGAUAACAUUUGCCGAUGAGUACAAAGGGGACAUUCAGCAAUUGAAGGAGGAUUUUGCUACUCUCCACUGUCCCCAUGUUUUCAUUGUGACCUGUUACAACAAAGAGAACAAAGAGGACAGAGACGAUGCCCUGGACAAGAUCCUCCUCGAUUUCUUAGUGGCCUGUACAGACGUGGCAGAGAAGACACUGAGAUUCAAGUGCAGUAUAAAAUAACUUUAUUUCGUCAAAAAAAGUUUGAAAAUGCACUUGUGAAGAAUUAAUUCUGAUUUUAAACAUGCUUAAUAAAAACAAUUAAAUCUGA